Messenger RNA from Ostrinia furnacalis (Asian corn borer), 2051 nucleotides. RefSeq names its product juvenile hormone esterase-like. The record is from RefSeq and is a predicted model, not a curated record. Bases 83 to 1810 code for a protein of 575 amino acids. NCBI's taxonomy places the organism in Eukaryota, Metazoa, Arthropoda, Insecta, Lepidoptera, Crambidae. The transcript is spliced from 6 exons.
CAUAGUAUGAGUGAAUACUCAUUGAAAAGUAAAUUCAGCGAACAAUACAUUUGUUCAGACUAAAGUUUAGACUCCUUUUAACAUGUCUACACCUAAAGUAUUAAUUUUAGCAUUGUUAUAUUUUGCAGCAAACACAGUCUGCGCCGAUCCGGACCUAUCUGGUUGUGAGGUAGCCGUAAAGAUAGAACAGGGGCACGUGUGUGGAAGGAGGAGGAGGGCCACCAAUGGGGAGGACUACGCUAGCUUCAGAGGGAUCCCCUACGCCAAGCAGCCUCUUGGGGAACUACGGUUCAAGGAGCUGCAACCGGCCGAGCAUUUUACUGGUGUCUUCAAUGCAACAGAAUCUGGACCAAUCUGCCCACAGUUGGACAUGUUCUACGCGCCUAUAGGCCUUGUUCCCGAUCCAUCCGAGUUCGCUGGAGAAGACUGCAUCAGGAUCAACGUGCAUGUGCCAUAUAAGUUCCUUCCAGACCGUUUGGGAGUCACCAAGCGUCUUCUCCCAGUUCUUUUAUGGAUACACGGAGGAUCUUUCUCUUAUGGUUCAGGAAACGCGGAGUUAUAUGGACCUGAAUACCUCAUGACCAAGGAGGUUAUACUGGUCACAUUCAAUUACAGAAUUCACGCUUUGGGAUUCCUCAGCAUGGAUGACGAGUACAUCCCUGGCAAUAACGGGCUAAGGGAUUGUAUUACCGCCAUGAAGUGGGUGCAGAGGAAUAUUAAGUUCUUCGGAGGUGACCCUGGAAGAGUGACGUUGGCGGGGCAGAGCGCCGGCGGGGUGUUGGCUCAUUUGCUCUCCAUCUCGCCAGCUACUAAAGGAUUAUUUCACCAGGUAAUAGGACUAAGUGGAAAUUCUCUCACUUCCUUCUACACGUACUCUCCGAUCUUAGCGAAAAUACUCAAUGUAAUAUUCUUCAUUGCUGUUGGAAUCAACCCCUUUGGACACCCGAAGAAUAUCCACGACGAACUCGUAGCGACUCCUAUGGAAACACUCCUGAAGGGGAACAAAGUGAUAUUAGAUCUUACUGGUCUAGUGUCCUUUGCCCCUGUCAUUGAGACGAAGCAACCUGGCUUCACGACUGUUAUACCGAAAGACCCUGAAGAACUCCUGAACGAAGGCGCUGGUAAGGAAUACCCGAUGGUUAUAGGGUUCACAAGCAAUGAGGGAAUGAGUUUGAGGAGGAGGUUGCAAGAGGUGCGAAUGGAAACGACGUUACGCCUGGCUCCUGCGUUGGCAUUGCCACAGAAUUUGAUAUUCCCAAAAUAUACUUUCUUGGUGCCGGUGCUGACGAUCAAGCAUUUGGCAGAAUACUUCAGCGUGAUAUGGAUAACUAUGGACAAUUUCGUGGUGUCAGCGACCGAGUCUUAUUAUAUGUAUCCAGCUCAAAGGCUGACGCAGAAAAGACUUAGAACGGGGGCUGCUGAUACAUUUUUAUACCAGUUCGCGUAUCCAGGUGAAAACAGCCCAAUUAAGAUUGGGUUGAAUACGACGUUCCCAGGAGCAUCUCAUGGGGAGGAUAUGGCGUAUUUCUUCAGAUUCAACCACUUCCUUGGUCCUCAGACUGAGGAUGACGAGUUGGCGCCGACUACUGACGAUAAUGGGAUGAAAGCCUGGAUGACUAACUUCAUAUCUAACUUCGUAAAAUCCGGAUCACCAACAGAAAACAUAGAUGACUGGCCUCCCAGCCAGGAAGACCUGAAGUUCCAAAACAUAGAGAAGCCCUUCGUGUACGAUUACAUUCCUCCCACUCCAUACAUGGAAAAAAGAUUGGAAUACUUUACUGCAUUGUAUAAGCUAGGCUUUUGGGAAUAAACAUUAUUAUAUGUAUAGUUAGUAUGUAGAUAGGAUAAUAUUACACUUAUUGUUGAUGGCCCUUAUCUGUAAAAUUUGCAUUUUGUAUGGAGAAUUUAACGAAAAUGUUUACUAACAACUAAAUACUAACAUUUUUGCAAAACUAGCAAGAAGCCCGAAGUCUGUAAAAAAACGCGAAUCCAGCACGCGGCCAUAUUAUCAAGUGGUCUCAUAAGGUCAAUAUUAUGAGUGGACUACUUAG